Molecule: messenger RNA, 4756 nt
Organism: Melopsittacus undulatus (budgerigar)
Lineage: Eukaryota; Metazoa; Chordata; Aves; Psittaciformes; Psittaculidae
Gene: SLC67A1
Product: solute carrier family 22 member 18
Exons: 13
Coding region: 3403-4698 (431 amino acids)
Biological process (GO): transmembrane transport
Cellular component (GO): nuclear envelope
Molecular function (GO): transmembrane transporter activity
Source: RefSeq, a predicted model, not a curated record
ACAGCUUUUCUGGACAACCUGUGCCAGUGUUUCACCCCUCUCCAGGUAAAGAGCUUCAUCCUAAUGUCUAGCCUAAAUCUAUGUUUUUGUCAGCUUAAAGCUCCUUGUCUUAUCCCUACUUUCCUCCUGAAAAGUCCCUCUCCAGCUUUCUUGUAGGCCCCCUUUAGGUACUGGAAGCUGCUCUAAAGUCUCCCUGGAGCUUUUUCCUUCCCCAGGCUCAUCAACCCCAGCUGUCUAAGUGUGUCAUCAUAGGAGAGGUGCUACAGCCCUCUGGUCAUCUGCACUUUCAGUGGUACUCUCAAAGAUUGGCCAUGCCAGGAAAACCAGCAGCACCUAUGGUUUUGAACCCAUGGACCUGGGGUUGGUCAGAGAGGGGGUUGCAGCCUGGCUCACUGCAGAGGAAGGGUCUUUUCGUGCUCAGACUGAUGAGCAGUGAAACGUGGCAGGUUUGAUCUCCUGAAAUCAUUUUCUGACGUCUGCGGGUGAAGGUGGGCUGUUCAGUUGGAAAGGUCUGUAGCUUUGCAGUCAAGAGAAGAUGCAGCAAAUGUCUUCAGGGUGCACAUGCUGCUUGCUUCCUGGGUAGGUGUAGAGUCACACCUGACAGAAGACUGCUGGUGGAUGGUACAGGCAGACUACUCUCAUUUCACAAAUAGUGGUAGCCCAGGGAGUUUAGAUAAAUAUUCCCAAAACAGCUCUUGAGGGUAGCCAUGAAGAGGUCUCCUGGCCCAAAGGGUGUCAUUCAGGGAGGAGGUCCUGCCUGCCCUCAUGGUUCCUCAUCACUGAAAAUGCAUCAUCUUAAACAGCAGGAGGGGAGCAUCAGUUAAUAAGGGUUUGGCCAGGGAGAGAAGGAGUGGGUCCUGAGCCAAGCUGGGGUGGGAGGGGAACAUGUUGAGCAUGGCACAGUGUUCAGCUGGGACUUUUCUUAGCAGCCAUCAGACGAACCUCUCAGGAUGUAGGAUGAAGGAUGUAGGUUUUAGAAAUAGAUGUGCCAUGCAGAGAAAAUGCCUCAAGUUCCCCAAGAAACCUGCUGAAAAAGUGCCCUCUAUUCAAGACACGAGCCAAAUGGCAAUGCUGGGUCCCCGCAGACAGGGGCUCUUUGUGAGGAGUCCCUGUGAACCUGCUGCCAUCCUCCCCCAGUGCUGGGAGAGGCCAGCAACCGCCUUUCCUGUUUUCUGCCUCCUCGGUUUUAUACGUUCCUGCGCCGCAAGCCGAGUGAGCAAACUUCCCUGCUAUUUGCAAGAUAUGGGCGUGCUCUCUGCAAAAUCCACAUCGUGGUCCUCCCAGACCGUUUUCAGAGGUUAGCCAAUAUUUACACAGUACUUGAGGGAUGCUAGGAACUAUGGUUUGAACAGGGAAGUUAUUUUCAGGGGUUGCCUUGUGUUCAAGGCUGCUUCACCUUCCAGCUCACCUGGGAGUUAAAGCAGCUCAUGUUUGAGGUUUUCUUUCUUUCAUCUUCCUCACUGCCAGUGUUCCACAUCUCUUUGAAUUCUUUUUUUUUGUCCCAUUAUACACUCAUGUUUUAAGCUGGUAGUCAUAGACUUGGGGACUUUCAGCUCACAGUCGCCAGUUCUAGCAGUGUCUGUGCUUUUCUUCUAUGUGGAGACAGAGCAUCUCCAGCCCAUUUGAGGUGGAAAUACUGUCUGCACAGGGAGAUGUUUUUAAUUUAGUGAAUCCAUGAACUCUAAGGCCAGAGGGGUAUGUUAUGAUCCUCUAAACCAGCAGUUUGCUUAACAUAAGCCGCAAAAUCUUACCCAAGAACUUCCACCACCAAGUCCAUUAUCUUCUUUAGAAAUUCCUGCUUCAGAAUACUGAGCAGAGUAAUUACCACUAUGGUUAGAACAAUGCCCCAUAAGAAUGAAACAUUUUUGCUCAUAAUAUCCAAGUCAUAUCUGCUUAUGUCAGAAAAAACAAUGACUUUAACUAGUGUGUAUUUCUGCUGGCUGCUCUGUUUCAAAAGGGUGAGGGGAGGGAAAGAAUACUACUUUAUGGCUUGUGCAUCACUGCAAAGGGAUUGUGAUUGCAGGAGGUUUAUUGCAUGUGACUAUUCCUGUUUGAAAACAGUCCAGGUUGACCAUCAGAGCCAGUGUUGAGCCUGAUGGCUUUGCAGAUAGUGGAAGACAGGUCCUUUCACUGUAAACUGAGCAAGGAGUAACCAAGGGCAUUUGCUAAGAACACAUGAAGGUAACAAAAGAGAGAGCCUUAUCACUGUCAUUCUGAUGGGGCUGGUUGUUGCAGGGUUUCCAUGACAUGGCACUGUAGAGGAGCCCUCCUCCAUUUUCUGGGGAGUCUGCUGGUGAGCAUCUCCUGCAGGAAUUGUCCUCAGCAUGUUGUCAGACAAGCAAACUAUUGUUGGGCCCGUGAAGCUUGAAGCAUGUUGUUUUACUAGAUGAAGUCCACUCACCAUCUGGCCCCUCGUGACUGACUGGAAGCCUGACUUGUUUGUGGGAUGCUCUCCAUGGACAGCAGUGUAGAGAGCCUUACCGACACUGUGCUGUUAGUUUGGAAACCAGGCUGGGAAUGAUGUGUUACUGAAUCAGAGGGACUGGUUGAUAUGGUCAAUACUGGAGAGUCUGCUUGAAGUGUCACAGAUGAAUCAACCAAAGCCUCAAGGUUUUCAGCAAGUUGAAAUUGGGGACAAUUUGCCCUAAGCCUGGGGCAGAAUAUCCACAUGCAUCAAUGACAGCUGGGGACCAACUGGAUGUGUAGCAAUCCUAGCAUGAAGACCAUGGGUGAUGGUGAUGCUGUGUGAACCAAUAGUGCAUGCUCAUCAGGAAUAAGCACCUGGUGAAGGAGGGAAAAUGGCUCAAGUAGAGAUGUUGAUGAGAGCACCUCUAACUGCAUGUAAGAUCUAUGUGUGUUCUAGGAUCUGUGUAAAUCUACUGCAAGAAGCAAAAGGACUUGGAAAUAGCUAUUCUGUUGUAAGCUUCACUUGCAACCUCCAAAAAUAAAAUCAAAGUGCCUUUUGUGAAGAACUACAACAGUCAUCUCUUCUGAGCCACCAGAGGAAAUAAAAGCAAAAGAAGUUAAACAGUUAAAGAGUUGAAGAUUUUGUCACGUGUUCUUGUCUGGGUCAAUGUCCACUUUUACUCUGCUGGGACUCUCAAGCUGGUCUUCAUUUGGAUGGUACUUGAAGCAAUGAGCCCAACUGGGAUAAAGCUGAAGAAUGAGAUCCAUGGUUUGAUGCAUGGCUACCUUUAAUCCUGCCUGGCAAGAAAGCAAGGGGAGGAAAGAAACAAAGACAGAAAGAAAGAAUAAAUCCCUGGCAUGCUGACUCAUUACCUUUUACACUGUAAGCUUUGAACUGCAUGCAACAGUUUCUGCACUUUAUCGAUGCUUCAUGUUCCCCGAUAGAAAGCACCUUUGUGGCAUUUCUCAGCCCAUCAGCCUGCAGUAAAUUGUUCCAUGAGCACUAUGAAUGUAAAAGUCAGCUCUGGAGGUGAAGAAGCCUCGGGAAUGAAGAGCAAGACCCUGGGGGAGAGCAGCUGCUCAGGAGACAUCAAGAAGGGACAAGUGAUCCUUGCUACCUAUGUGAUUGUAACCAUAGAGCUGACCUUCAUCUUCAUGCAGAUGGGAAUCCUGCCUUACUUGGCCAAGAGCAUAGGUUUGGAUUCAGUGGGUUUUGGCUACCUCCAGACAGCCUUUGGUGUCCUCCAGCUUGUGGGAGGUUCCAUUUUUGGAAGGUUUGCAGAUAAAUUUGGUGCCCGAGCAGCCUUAAUUCUUUCCUGUGCAUCUGGAAGCGCCUUCUUCCUGCUUAUGUCCAUCUCCACCAGCAUCCCCCUCCUCUUCCUCUCCAGGCUGCCAGCAGUGUUCAUGCAUGGGCUACCAGGUGCUCAGAAGGUUAUUACAGACAUGACUACUCCUUCCCAACGUGCUGAUGCUUUGGGGAAGCUGGGUCUUUGCUUUGGAAUAGGCAUCAUCAUCGGCUCUGUCCUAGGAGGUGUCCUCUCCACCAAAUUCGGCAUUUUUGCUCCUACAUACAUCGGGCUGGUGGGAAAUCUCAUAAAUACCAUGAUAGCAAUGUUUUGGAUCCCUUUGCAGGCUAAACCAAAGUCAGACCAUCAUUCGACAGAGCACAGCACAUCACAGUCUGGCAGCGUGUUUAGCAUCAGAGAGAUACUACGCCUGAUGAAGUUUCCUGGAGUAAUGGAAGUUUUCAUAGUCAAAGUCUUUGCUGGAUUUCCCAUAGGUUUGUUCCUGAUUAUGUUUUCAAUCAUCUCUAUGGAUUUUUUUGGCUUGGAAGCAGUGGAGUCUGGAUACCUGAUGUCAUACUUUGGUGUCCUUCAAAUGGUUGUCCAGGGUCUGGUCAUUGGAAAACUCACUAGCCGCUUCACAGAGAUGACCCUGCUCAAGCUCAGUGUCUUUGUCUUCGCUGGCGUGGGCCUUGGCAUGGCCCUGAUGAGGACUGUGUGGCACUACUGCAUCAUUGCAGUGCCGUUAGUGUUUGCCUUCAGCACGCUGGGCACCAUCACUGACAGCAUCCUCACCAAGGCUGUCCCUUCCUCUGAUACUGGUACCAUGCUUGGGAUUUGUGCCUCAGUGCAACCCUUAACCCGGACAGUGGGCCCAACCAUCGGUGGAGUUCUAUACAAACAUUUUGGUGUCUCCUCCUUUGGCUAUUUACAGCUAAUUGUUAAUAUAGGUUUAUUUGUUUACCUCUUAAAGAGUAAUAUCCCACUGUCAGAGAUGAAAAACCAAUAAUGCAAUUGCAAGAAAGUAACUCCCUUUUUCCAUAGAAAUAAAGAUGUCUUGAGUUUUA